Messenger RNA from Funneliformis geosporum, 453 nucleotides. NCBI's taxonomy places the organism in Eukaryota, Fungi, Glomeromycota, Glomeromycetes, Glomerales, Glomeraceae. The record is from the annotation of a GenBank genome assembly.
AUGGGAAGAGUUGGAAGAAAGAGAACUCAUAAGGGCAUAAGAGAUCAAUAUAGAAAAUAUCGAACUAGAAACUAUGCGAAAGAUCUUGAUCAAAUUCAUGAAGAUCUAAAGAAAGUUAAAGAACAUGGAGAUGAAAUUUUGAAAAAUCAAGAAUGGAAUGAAGACUUACCAGGAUUAGGACAAUUUUAUUGUAUACCUUGCGCUCGACAUUUCAUUAAUUCCGAAGCCUCUAAUGAACAUCAACGUGGCAAGAAUCAUAAAAAACGACGUUUGUUUAUUUUCACGAUGGAUCGAUACUCAACCGAUUUCUCCACAAUUUAUCUAUUAUUAUACAUUAGGGUUAAACUUCUAAAAGAAAUUCCUUAUACACAAGCGGAAGCAGAAUCCGCCGUUGGCUAUUCGACAGAACAUUCAAGGGAAAAAUCAAUUAGUACCAUCAUAAAUAGUAAUUGA